Molecule: messenger RNA, 2548 nt
Organism: Vigna umbellata (rice bean)
Lineage: Eukaryota; Viridiplantae; Streptophyta; Magnoliopsida; Fabales; Fabaceae
Product: protein CLAVATA3 INSENSITIVE RECEPTOR KINASE 5-like
Biological process (GO): protein phosphorylation
Molecular function (GO): protein kinase activity; ATP binding
Source: RefSeq, a predicted model, not a curated record
UCUCAAGUGUAUUUCCGGUUCUCUCCCUGCCACAUAUGCUGCUGAAACUUUUACCUUGAAUUGGUUUGUUCAUCCUUGUUCUAAGAUUAAGGCUGUUAUAUAUAUAAUAUUUUGCUUACAGCUUCCUGACUCAGUGACAGGCAUGCUCCUUCUCUUUAUGCUGUCUAAAAACAUGUCUUUUUUCACCCCUUUGAUCUGACACGAGAUUUUUCGGUGGAUGAGAUUCUAGCAUGGAAAGAAGGAAGUGAGUUUCUUUUUCUUAUUUUGAACACCACAGUGAUGAAAGCACAUCCAUUUCAGAACUGUUAAACGUUCCAUAUUUACAUCUUUGUGGGUUGAAGUUGGAAACCUCAACCUCAAGUGAAGUGUACUUGCAUCUUCUUCCUUGGAAAUUCCAGUUUAAUGGGGUCGCCAAGAGGAACAACUCUUCUCUUUUUCACAUUGUUCUUCUUUUGGAGCUUCGCAGAUGCUUUGCUUUCUCCUAAGGGAGUGAACUUCGAAGUGCAAGCCUUAAUGAGCAUAAAACGCUCUCUAGAGGAUCCACAUGGUGUUCUAGACAAUUGGGAUGGGGAUGCAGUCGAUCCAUGUAGCUGGACUAUGGUCACAUGUUCUUCAGAUAACUUGGUCGUUGGACUGGGCACUCCAAGUCAAAGUCUAUCUGGUACUCUAUCUCCGAGCAUAGGCAACUUAACCAACCUUCAGAUUGUGCUGCUACAGAAUAACAACAUAAGUGGACAAAUCCCAUCAGAGUUGGGAAAACUUCCUAAGCUUCAGACCCUUGAUCUCUCAAACAACUUCUUCAGAGGGGAGAUUCCUCAAUCUCUGGGACACCUGAAAAGCCUCCAAUACCUGAGGCUCAAUAACAACACUCUUGUUGGUGAAUGCCCAGAGUCUCUGGCUAACAUGACCCAACUCAAUUUUCUUGACUUGUCAUACAACAAUCUUAGUGGCCCGGUGCCCAGAAUUUUAGCCAAAUCAUUCAGCAUUGUUGGAAACCCCAUUGUUUGUGCAACGGGAAAAGAGCCAAACUGUCAUGGGAUGACAUUGAUGCCUAUGUCCAUGAACUUGAACAAUACCGAACAUGCUUUACAAUCAGGCAGACCAAAAACUCAUAAAAUGGCAAUUGCCUUUGGCUUGAGUUUGGGAUGUCUCUGCCUCAUAGUUAUCGGUUUUGGAGGCGUUAUUUGGUGGAGACACAAGCACAAUCAACAAGCAUUCUUCGAUGUUAAAGACCGGCAUCAUGAAGAAGUCUACCUCGGAAACUUGAAGAGGUUCCAAUUCAGAGAACUCCAGAUUUCUACUCACAACUUCAGCAGCAAAAACAUACUAGGAAAAGGUGGUUUUGGAAAUGUCUACAAAGGAGUUCUCUCUGAUGGUACUCUUGUAGCUGUCAAGAGGCUUAAAGAUGGCAAUGCCAUUGGAGGAGAGAUUCAAUUUCAGACAGAAGUUGAAAUGAUCAGCUUGGCAGUGCACCGAAACCUCCUCAGACUCUACGGAUUUUGCAUGACACCAACAGAAAGGCUUUUGGUUUAUCCAUACAUGUCCAAUGGCAGUGUUGCUUCUCGUCUCAAGGGUAAACCAGUGCUGGACUGGGGCACUAGGAAGCACAUUGCUUUGGGAGCAGCAAGAGGACUACUGUAUCUUCAUGAGCAAUGUGAUCCAAAGAUCAUUCACAGGGAUGUGAAAGCUGCAAACAUAUUGCUUGAUGACUACUGUGAAGCUGUGGUUGGAGAUUUUGGGUUGGCAAAGCUUUUGGAUCACCAAGACUCACACGUCACAACUGCAGUGAGAGGCACAGUGGGGCAUAUUGCCCCAGAGUACCUUUCCACAGGACAGUCCUCUGAGAAGACUGAUGUUUUUGGAUUUGGCAUUCUCCUCCUUGAAUUGAUCACAGGCCAGAGAGCUCUAGAGUUUGGAAAAUCAGCCAACAACAAAGGAGCCAUGCUUGAUUGGGUAAAGAAAAUUCAUGUGGAGAAAAAGCUUGAAAUGCUGGUAGACAAGGAUCUGAAGAACAACUAUGACAGAAUUGAACUUGAGGAAAUGGUUCAAGUGGCCCUCUUGUGUACUCAGUAUCUUCCAGGGCAUAGGCCUAAAAUGUCUGAAGUGGUUCGCAUGCUCGAAGGUGAUGGACUAGCAGAAAGAUGGGAAGCUUCACAGAGAGUUGACACAACCAAGUUCAAACCCCAAGAGUCAUCUUCAUCAGAUAGGUAUUCUGAUCUCACUGAUGACUCUUUGUUGUUAGUCCAAGCCAUGGAGCUCUCAGGACCCAGAUGAAUCGAUUGUCCAGUAGCACUACAUUUUCAUUUUUGUUUUAAAGGUAUUCAAAGAAAGCAUAUGAUAGUUGAAUCUUUGUUACAAGAAGAUUAUAAUGGUGUAUGAUAGAGAUUUACCAAAGCUGAAAAUGGCUUUGGUAAUGUUUACUUUCAAAUGUACAGAAUCUCAUUCGUUGAAUGUUAAUUUUGUAAUAUUACUGUUGAAAACGAAACAUCCUGUGAUUGUAUGAUUAAUGAUCUCAAAGUUUACUGUGUUAUUUAUGAUGUUUUGUUUA